Acipenser ruthenus (sterlet) is the source of this 1945-nucleotide messenger RNA. Its product is annotated as CCN family member 2. Gene Ontology annotation, molecular function: integrin binding; heparin binding. Gene Ontology annotation, biological process: cell adhesion; signal transduction. Gene Ontology annotation, cellular component: extracellular matrix; extracellular region. The transcript is spliced from 5 exons. The record is from RefSeq and is a predicted model, not a curated record. Bases 211 to 1221 code for a protein of 336 amino acids. NCBI's taxonomy places the organism in Eukaryota, Metazoa, Chordata, Actinopteri, Acipenseriformes, Acipenseridae.
GUCAGUAAAAUUGGGCAGCUUGACUGUGGAAUUAGAAGCAUUUCUGACCCAAGUCCAAUUCUACUCAUGUUUGCUCGGCAGUCUGCCUGUGACAUCAGGACUUGGACAUUAUAAAUAUUAGAAUGGACUCACACAGGCAGUUUGCAAACACCACUGCUCGGAGCAGACUGAGAGACUCAUACCACACAGGCAGACAGCAAGUUCAACCAGAUGAAGAGACAGCUUCAAAAUACCAUGCUUGCCUGGGCUCUGCUGUUUUGCAUGAUAACAGAGGUGUGCUCUCAGCUGUGCCGGGGCCCUUGCUAUUGCCCCUGGACUCUACCCCGCUGCCCCCCAGGGGUGCCCCUAGUCAUGGACGGUUGCAGAUGCUGCCAAAUCUGCGCCCGGCAGCAAGGAGAAUCCUGCAACGUGAAAUACUUGUGUGAUCAAAGGAGGGGGCUUCGCUGCGACUACAGUGCCAGCUUCCCAGGGGCACCAGGAGUCUGUGUGUCCCAAGACGACUCAAACUGUGAGCUGAACGGGGUGCGCUAUAAGGAGGGCCAGGUGUUCCAGCCCUCUUGUAAAUUCCAGUGCCGCUGUUCGGACGGAGGGAUCACCUGUGGGCCCCUGUGCAGCGAGGACGUGCGGCUGCCCACCCCCGACUGCCCAAACCCCCAGCGCGUGGUGCAGCCUGGGAAAUGCUGCCAGGAGUGGAUAUGUGAAAACAUGGACAACAACCUCUUCCAGGAUGCCAUGGCAGCCUACAGGCCUGAUGCAGCCAGUGGUGUGGAUACCCAGAGCCAGGGUCUCUACCCUCCUUAUAACUGCAUAGAGCAGAGCAGUGAAUGGAGCGCCUGCUCCAAUACCUGCGGGAUGGGCGUGUCGACCCGGGUCUCCAACAGGAACCGGGCCUGCCGGCUGGAGACACAAAGCCGCCUGUGUAUCGUCAGACCCUGCCAGGACCGCUCCAGAAACACACCAGCCGGACCAAAGAGAUGCGAACGCAGCCUGAGAGCAGCAAGACCAGUCCGGUUUGUGCACCAGGGAUGCCUCAGUGCACAGACUUUUCAACCAAAAUACUGUGGGACCUGCGCAGACUCGAGAUGCUGCACUCCUUACCAGACUAGGACCGCCACCGUGGAGUUCCAGUGUCCCCGCGGAAGGACCGAGCAGCACCUCAUGAUGUUCAUCGACUCCUGCGUCUGUCACUAUAACUGUCCACAGGCUCACGCGACGGUUUAGAGCACAGUGUAGAGCAUAGCGAUGUGCGCAACGAAGACGAACUGUUUCUGAAAGGAACACUGAGUGAAACUGAACCAAGUGUUUAUACACAGCUUCUAAAAAAAUGUAUUAAAUGUAAAUAUAUUGUAUAUAUUUAUAAACAAAAUUAUACUUUUUUUAAUAUCAAAAGGUUUGUUUUUAUUUCAAUAACAAUUGCACUUAUUUGAUAUCUGAUUUGUAAAUAAAGACUUUACCUAAUUCUGCAGAUAACCCUAUAGUUGUUUUAGACUUUGCUGGAAUGAACAUGUGUUUGUUUCUGAAUACAGUACAGUAAUUCAGACUUUUAGAUCAUUAUAUACAGACUACAAACACUAUUUUAUCUACUAAUUGUAUUAUCUAGCUAUAGCCAACAUAACAUAUCCAAUGCUGAGUCCUUGGUAUACAGUACACACAGGCAGCAUGCAUAUACACCUCCUUUAAUACAAUUAUUAUCUAUUCUAUCCAUCUGUUUAAAUGAGGGAAACUAUCACAUUUACACAUUUGAAAAUAAUGUAAAUUCCACAAGCUUAAAUCUGCAUAUUGUUUUAAUGCAAUGUUAAGGUCUGUAGCAACUUAUGAACGCAACUAAGAGUUGUGAAAUGUAUAUAUUUAAAGCCAGCAUACAUCAGUAGUCUAUUCAAUACUUUAUUGCUUCACAUUGUACUGUAGGCUACACCGCUAUCAGUGUAUAUAUUGAAAAAAAAAC